Lemur catta (Ring-tailed lemur) is the source of this 1523-nucleotide messenger RNA. It is a transcript of the gene ALDOB, whose product is annotated as aldolase, fructose-bisphosphate B. Gene Ontology annotation, molecular function: fructose-1-phosphate aldolase activity; fructose-bisphosphate aldolase activity. The record is from RefSeq and is a predicted model, not a curated record. Bases 133 to 1227 code for a protein of 364 amino acids. The transcript is spliced from 9 exons. Gene Ontology annotation, biological process: fructose 1,6-bisphosphate metabolic process; glycolytic process. Lineage: Eukaryota; Metazoa; Chordata; Mammalia; Primates; Lemuridae. Gene Ontology annotation, cellular component: cytosol.
GGUAAAAAAAAAAAAACAACUUUUGAUGAGAAGUCUAUAAAAACUCUGUGUUCCAUCCUAUUGGGCAGCUGCUGCCUCACUCACAGCUUCUGAUAUCCAAGAGAACUCUUCUCUCCCAAACUACCUGUCACCAUGGCCCACCAAUACCCAGCCCUCAGCUCAGGGCAGAAGAAGGAGCUCUCAGAAAUCGCCCAGCGCAUUGUUGCCAAUGGAAAGGGGAUCCUGGCUGCAGAUGAAUCUGUCGGCACCAUGGGAAACCGUCUGCAGAGGAUCAAGGUGGAAAACACCGAGGAAAACCGCCGGCAGUUCCGAGAAAUCCUCUUCUCCGUGGACAAUUCCAUCAACCAGAGCAUCGGGGGAGUGAUCCUCUUCCAUGAGACCCUCUACCAGAAGGACAGCCAGGGAAAGCUAUUCAGAAACAUCCUCAAGGAGAAGGGGAUCGUGGUGGGAAUCAAGUUGGACCAAGGAGGUGCUCCCCUUGCAGGAACAAACAAAGAAACCACUAUUCAAGGGCUUGAUGGCCUCUCAGAGCGCUGUGCUCAGUACAAGAAAGAUGGCGCUGACUUUGGGAAGUGGCGUGCUGUGCUGAGGAUUGCCGACCAGUGUCCAUCCAGCCUCGCCAUCCAGGAAAAUGCCAAUGCUCUGGCCCGCUACGCCAGCAUCUGUCAGCAGAAUGGGCUAGUACCUAUUGUUGAGCCAGAGGUAAUUCCUGAUGGAGACCAUGACCUGGAACAGUGCCAGUAUGUUACUGAGAAGGUCCUGGCUGCUGUCUACAAGGCCCUGAAUGACCAUCAUGUUUACCUGGAGGGCACCUUGCUAAAGCCCAACAUGGUGACUGCUGGACAUGCCUGCACCAAGAAGUAUACUCCAGAACAAGUGGCUAUGGCCACUGUCACCGCUCUCCACCGUACUGUUCCUGCAGCUGUUCCUGGCAUCUGCUUUUUAUCUGGCGGCAUGAGUGAAGAGGAUGCUACUCUCAACCUCAAUGCUAUCAACCUUUGCCCUCUACCAAAGCCCUGGAAACUAAGUUUCUCUUACGGACGGGCCCUGCAGGCCAGCGCUCUGGCAGCCUGGGGUGGCAAGGCUGCAAACAAGAAGGCCACCCAGGAGGCUUUUAUGAAGCGGGCCGUGGCUAACCACCAGGCAGCCACAGGACAGUACGUUCACACGGGCUCUUCUGGGGCCGCAUCCACCCAGUCGCUCUUCACCGCCUGCUAUACCUACUAGGACCUGACGCCCGCCAGCCUGGCUCCAGUGCUUCUAGGUUCCAGUAGGAGGGCUGAAAGGGAACGACCUUUUGACCAACACUGGAAAUGAGAAAAAAAUUACAUGGGAACUGCUAGAAACACAAAACAUGUUAAUCUUAAACAUAUGGGGAGAAAAAAACUAAAUCAAAUGCAACACCUCAAAAGCUGGGUGUAGAGAAGUAGAGAAGUGCAUCUUACGAAACAAUCUUAGCAGUGGUAGGUUGGGAAGGAGAAAUCUGCAACCUUAAGAAGAAAUAAAAUGUUCUAUAAACCUUC